This is a messenger RNA of Magnolia sinica, 2178 nucleotides long. Its product is annotated as pentatricopeptide repeat-containing protein At1g10270. Gene Ontology annotation, molecular function: protein binding. Bases 120 to 1820 code for a protein of 566 amino acids. The transcript has a single exon. Lineage: Eukaryota; Viridiplantae; Streptophyta; Magnoliopsida; Magnoliales; Magnoliaceae. The record is from RefSeq and is a predicted model, not a curated record. Gene Ontology annotation, cellular component: chloroplast.
CUCUCUCAGUCAGGCUUGCGCAGUCCCCUCUCCAAAACCCUCAAACGUCUUCCUCUCUUCGCUAAAAACCCGUCUUCUUUAUCCCUCUUGCUCUGUAAAUCAGCAGCUUUCAUUCCAAGAUGUCCUUCUACCGUAUCAUCAUCCAACGGUCCCUCCAAUCCAGUGCCACCCAUCAUCUACGCCACCAAAACCCUCUCUUCUCCCUCACCCACCUCCGUUCCUUCGCCUUCUCCUCCGCCGAGGAAGCCGCCGCCGAGCGCCGCCGCAGGAAGCGGCGCCUCCGCAUCGAGCCCCCCCUCCACGCCCUCCGCCGCGACCCGUCGGCUCCACGCCCUAGACCCGACCCGAACGCACCCCGCCUACCCGACUCCACCUCCGCCCUCGUCGGCCCCCGCCUCAACCUCCACAACCGGGUCCAAUCCCUCAUCCGCUCGGGCGACCUAGACUCCGCCUCUGCGACUGCCCGACAUGCCGUCUUCUCCAACACCCGUCCCACCGUCUUCACCUGCAACGCUAUCAUGGCUGCCAUGUUCCGCAACCGCCGCCUUGAUGACGCUGUCGCCCUUUUCCGCUUCUUCUUCCAGCAGUCCAACAUCGUCCCCAAUGUCGUCUCCUACAACGUCCUCAUCAACACCCACUGCGAUGCUGGCCGCGUUGACGUUGCCCUCGAUGUCUACCGCCACAUCCUCGCCCACGCCCCCUUCAGCCCCUCACCCGUCACCUACCGCCACCUCGUCAAGGGCCUCACUGACAAUGGCCGCAUCUCCGAGGCUGUAGACCUCCUCCGCGAGAUGCUCAACAAGGGCCAUGGUGCCGACUCACUUGUCUACAACACGCUCAUGGAUGGCUUCAUCAAGCUCGGCAAUAUGGAGAAGGCACUCGAGCUCUUUGAUGAACUGCGGGAGCGGUGCCUCGUGUACGAUGGCGUUGUUCAUGCCACCCUCAUGGAUGCUUACUUCAAGAAAGGGAUGGAGAAGGAGGCAAUGGAGUCUUACCGGGCCCUCCUUGAUCGGCAGUUCAAGAUGAAUGCCGUCACCUGCAAUACCCUUUUGGAGGUUCUGUUGAGGUACCGGAAGAUGAGUGAUGCAUUGGCACUGUUUGAUCACAUGCUGGUUGCACACACCCCACCGAAUUUCCUAUCAAUGAAUACAGAUUCUUAUAAUUUGAUGGUGAACGAGUACUGUCAGUUGAAGAAGUUCUCUGAAGCCAUCGCGGUGUUCAAGAAGACGGGCACGAAGCCUUGUGUGAUGGAUGUUGGGUGCUAUAAUAACAUCAUCGGGAAGCUCUGUGCAGAAGAUGGGUGGGUUUCAGAGGCAGAGAAACUGUUUGAGGAAAUGCCCAUCAAGUCGGUUAAUCCAGAUGCAGCAACGUACGGCUUUUUUAUUGAUGGGUAUUUUAGAGAAGGCAGAGUAGAUGAUGUUUUGAGAUUGUUUGAGAAGAUGAUGGGCGAAGCAGGUUUGAAAGCUGAUAUCAGUUUCUACAACAAGGUGUUUGAUGGGUUGGUUGAAAGGGGUAGGGUCGAGGAGGCUGCAGGGUUUUUAGGGCGGAUGUUGGAGAGAGAAGUGAAGCCAGAUUUGAGGAGCUAUGAGAUUGUGAUUAACGCGUUCUGCAAGGAAGACAGAUUGGACCAAAGUCGGAAAUUGCUGGAAGAGAUGGUGAAGAACGGCGUUGCUGUUAGUCCCACACUCCACGAGUCUGUAUUGGAUGCUUUUGGGAAAGCAGGGCGGAGUGAAGAAAUUGAGCAGCUGUUUGAAGAGAAAACGGGUAUGAUUGCCAACUCACCACCUGCAGCUCCUCAAGCCGAACAGGUAGCAGCUUGAUCUAUUUUUGCUAGACCCAGUAUCAUAACACAUUGUCCUUCAUGUUUUUGAGUCGAGUGACGAAAAUGGCUGGUUCAUUGUAUCUUGGAUGUUCAGUUGACAUCAGUCUAAAUGGGCAUCCAUUGCCAAUUAAAUUAUUAAUUGCUGUAAGGGGGUCAUUGUUGGGAGUAUGGGUUCUCGUCUUAGCUGAUGAGUUUUGCAGGUUGUGUGAGUCUAUCUGAUGGGUUGUCUUGAGUCUGGACUACUCCAUUUCAAAGACAUUUAGAACGAUAAAUUAUUAAUGAUAUAAUCUUGUCUCUGGUAGAAACAAUACCAAUCUUUUGUUGGCAUUUUGAAGGAUUUGUUAUACUUUCCUCCA